AUGGCUUUCAAGUUCGUCUUCGCCCUCGCUUUCGUCGCCGUGGCCAGCGCCGGUUAUGCGCCCAUCGCCGCCCCACAGGUGUACCAUGCUGCGCCAGCAGUGGCCACCUACGCGCACGCCCCCGUGACCGUCGCACAGAAGGUCGUGGUCAAGGCCGCCGAGGAGUACGACCCCCACCCCCAGUACCGCUUCUCCUACGGAGUCGAUGACAAGCUGACCGGCGACAACAAGGGGCAGGUGGAGGAGCGCGAUGGAGACGUGGUCCGCGGAGAGUACUCCCUGAUCGACGCCGACGGCUACAAGAGGACCGUCCAGUACACCGCCGACCCCAUCAACGGAUUCAACGCAGUCGUGAACCGUGAGCCCCUGGUCAAGGCCGUCGCUGUUGCCCCAGUUGUGAAGACCGUCGCCGCUCCCGUUGCCCACUACGCCGCCCCUGCUGUCGCCCACUACGCUGCUCCCGCCGUGGUCAAGACCGUGGCUCCAGUUGCCCACUACGCUGCUCCCGCCGUGGUCAAGACCGUGGCUCCAGUUGCCCACUACGCUGCUCCUGCUGUCGUCAAGACUGUUGCUCCAGUAGCUUAUGCCACAUAUGCUGCUCCCGCCCACUACGCAGCUCCCGCCCACUAUGCCGCCCCAGCUACCACCUAUACCUCGUACUCGGGUCCCGCUGUCGCCUACCACCACUAGAUCCUGGCUGCAAUCGACGCUGUACAUAUAUAGAAUUGUUGGCUUUAUUAUUACUGUUCAUUUAUUUAUUGACAGAGCACCAAUAAAAAAAUGCAUUCCAGUAUGUAGACAUAUAUCACGAGA
Messenger RNA from Drosophila teissieri, 813 nucleotides. RefSeq names its product larval cuticle protein A3A (gene Ccp84Ab). The transcript has 2 exons. The coding region runs from base 1 to 690 and encodes 229 amino acids. Lineage: Eukaryota; Metazoa; Arthropoda; Insecta; Diptera; Drosophilidae. Gene Ontology annotation, cellular component: extracellular matrix. The record is from RefSeq and is a predicted model, not a curated record.